Meloidogyne enterolobii is the source of this 703-nucleotide messenger RNA. NCBI's taxonomy places the organism in Eukaryota, Metazoa, Nematoda, Chromadorea, Rhabditida, Meloidogynidae. The record is from the annotation of a GenBank genome assembly.
AUUCCCCCUCCUUUUUUUAAUAAUUUUUAAAUUUCCCCUUUUCUCAAAAGCAUUUCAUUUUUUAAUUUUUGAGAUUGUCUUUCUCCAUUCAUUUUCUUUUUAACAUUAAAUCCGCUUUUUCAAAGCUAUAGUAAAUUAAAAAUAUGAAAAUUUUAUUUUUUGCCGGAAUUAUUACUGUUUUCGUUAUUGGCAUUCAAGGCGGAGGUGAAAGUGUUGUUGGAAUUGGAUCAGCUGAAAAAACUACAAAUUCUUCCUCAAAAGUUGAUGGAGGUGGUGAUGUUAGUUCUGAAAAGACAACUGCGGCCUUCUCUUCUGGAGAGCUUUCAACAUCAACAAUGCCAAAUCCUCCUCCCCCGGCUGCACAUCCAAAUUCUGGCGAAUCACCUUCUGAGCAAAAAGUAAGCUCACAAUCUGCUGAGAAAGAAAAACCAGAAGAAAAUAAUAAUAAAGCUCCUUCAACUAAUGCAAAGGAUAUGUCUUCUGGCACCGGUGGAAGUGGAACGGGUACUACAAGCGCUGAAGUUGGACAUUCAAGCAGUGAACAACCACCAAACGGAGCAGGCCGAUCAUCACAACUUCUUGGCUGGUUAACUUCUUCAGUUUUGGUAUUGCUUGCAUGGGCUACGACUUUCUGAACGCGAGGAAACGAAUUAAAUUUUUCUCUAAAAUCAAAAAAAGUCUCUUUUCCUUUUAUGCUCUCUCU